AUGUCCAUUCAGGACAGAUUUCCUAAGAGUGGUUGGCGCCGCAUCGGCGCCGUCAACCUGCUCUUGAUCUUUUUCUCUGCGCUCGUGCUGCUGGGGUGCGUCUUGGCCAAUGUUUUCGCAUCCCCACCGCGACCCAUUUCGACAGCGAGAAUCUUAUAUCAGGGCGACUGUACUGCUGCCAGCCGUAUCAACUUGGUAUUGCACCUUUUUAUCAACGUUCUUUCGACCUGUGUCCUUGCAUCAUCCAACUUCUUUAUGCAAAUUUUGAGUGCGCCAUCUCGCAAAGAAAUCGACAAGGCCCACCAGGUUCUAUGUGGCUUGGAAAUCGGAGUGCCGUCGUUAAAGAACAUCUUCUUUCUCUCUAAUUUUAAACGGAUCGUAUGGUUUGGGCUGUUUCUUAGUUCUGUACCCGUCCACCUACUUUUCAAUAGCGUCGUUUACGAAACGAAUUUCGAGGGCUCCAGCUGGCAUCUCGGCAUCGCGACCGAAGCAUUCGUGGAGGGAACGGGGCAUUAUUUUGGUCCAGGGGCAUCUUUGUCCCCAUCUGGCUUUCCUGGGCCUACUUUCAAUAACAAUAUGACUAACAUAUGGUACGGCCUCGGCGAGCAGAUUAACUUGGCUCAAUACUGGGACGAUUCGUCACCCGCCAAUCAGACAAUGAAGGUGGUUGAGAGUGCAGUUGCAGGGUGGAAAAACCUUACACCCAGCGAGUGUUUCUCCGAAUACAGAUUCUGCAAGCCGAGAAAAGAAUAUCGCAACAUGACAGUCGUUGUUGAUGGCGUGGGUCCUGGAUGGGUUCGGUCAGAAAUUUUCGAUUUCGACACAAACAGCAAUCUCAGCCAGCUUUGGGAUGCACACAUUCCUCCCCGUGUCGCCAACUCCCUGUGGCGUUCACUUUCCUGUUUCAACCAAAGAGUACCUGAUGAACGGUCCUCAGACGACGGAUGUAACCAGUACGGUCAAUGCGCAGGAGUGCUUGGGGAUCCCACAGCACAUGCCUGGGUGAAUACUACAACCCUAUCAGGUUCGAUCUGGACCAUCCCUGUGGAGAGCUUUCAGUCUUCGUAUCCAACGAUAUACGGGUUCAAUCAAUCUUUCAGCCACUUGAAUGUGGCGUAUUGCCUUGCAGAGCCGAACCCGGACUACAAGUGCAAGGUCGGUGCCUCUACCUCUCUGCUUCUGGUCGUGGCCCUGUGUGUGUUUGCCAAGGUCUUCCUGGGUGCUUUGACCCUCUGGAAGAUCCCACACACUUCACUUGUCACGCUUGGCGAUGCGAUGGAAUCGUUCAUCUCAUGUCCUGAUGCAAAGACGGUUGGGUUAGGUACAAUCAACAUCAGGGACAGCCGGCGAAUUGAAUUUCAAAAACAAACACUGGGAUCAACCCAGUAUCUGAUCCAUGGACCCAGACCACGCCGAUGGCAUGGUAUCACUCGCCGAUAUGUCAAGUCGGUCAUAUCUAAAGGCGUGUGGAUACGCACCUACAGCCUCCUCACAGCCGGCGUAAUUCUGCUCGUGGUUGCUUUGACAAUCUUUGCUACCACCUACGGGCCCAGCUCGGUAAUCCAGGCGUUUGGUUCCUCAGACAAUAACACAGCCGUCAACAUAUUCUACGAACCACCGUCAUACGUGACUUUGCUUCUCGCUGCGAAUAGCCCCCAAAUCAUCCUAUCAUUUUGCUAUUUCUCUUUCAAUGCUUUCUUUACUCGUACUCAGACUGAGCAGGAGUGGAACUCGUACAGUCUCGAAUACAAGCCGCUGCGUGUUUCCCACCCUACAGGAUCUCAGACAUCCAGUUAUCGUCUUCAACUACCGUAUAGAUACAGCUUGCCGUUGCUUGGUGUUAGCAUUGGCCUUCACUGGAUCUUAUCGAACGCAAUAUUUAUCUACAUCGUUGAAGGGAAUUUCUGGGACUCUUCUUAUAUAAGCUAUUCAUUUGACCUGCAAGAGUUGGGAGUCUCAGAAGACGCCUUGGUUGCUAUGGGGGUUUCAGGGUUGGCUUUGCUGAUUAUGACUCUCGUCUCCGCCCUCUUAUGUUGCAUACCAAUAGCUUUCAGCUACAGAAAGGUCCCGGGGACCAUGGUAGCUGGUGGAUCGAAUUCUUUGGUUUUGUCUGCCGCAUGCCACGCCUCUGUGAUGGCAAGAAGACACUGGGAACUUACGAAUACCUCCGAUAGUGCCGUUAGGGAAGGAUCUGCAUAUGAAGAAUCUAAUGACGGCAAUGGUCAGGUUCAAAUGCCUGCGCCAUCUAUGAACUUCACUAGGGGUCAACAGACAGCCGCAGUUCAGGGAUACAAUGCCGCCAUAGAUGCCACGAACGCCGACACGCUGCGCCAGUCCUACCAAUCCUCAAUAACAAUGUCAGAAGAAAAUUAUCAGCCACUGAGGUCAAACAAUCAAAGAGGAACGAGGCCGCCAUUACCCGAACGUGUGUCCCAGACAAGGGCCCAGUUAGACGUUGCCAGUGGCAGUGUUUAUCCGCAGCCUUCUCCCCACUUGCGGGAUAACAACACAGGACCCCUUCUGGGAGCAUAUUACGAACCAAGACCUGGGAAUACUCGAUUCUCAGCUCUGACAACGGGAUAUGCAGAACGAUACGAACGCUCUGUCCAGAUUGACCUCGACAGCAUGCACAAAUAUACACGCUCAGAAACGCAACCUUCUUUGCAGACUGGUCCCUUUAUCAGAACCUACAAUAACGGAGACGGAAAUCAUUCUUCCAGCGUUGACCGCUUUCAAGAAACGCAUGGCGCUCCCCAGGAUUGGCAGGGCCAGAGUAUUCUCAUAGGCAGUGGUGCUUUGGAUGAAAAUGAAGUUGAGCGCUUAUUGGGCGGCAUGAGCUUGAGCGCACGAGAUGAGAAAGAGUCGUUAUUAUUGAGAAAGCUGACCUUGGGCAAGAUCAAAUGGGGCUCUAUGGCCUUGGACUCGCAUCUCCAGGACAGUGUGAACAUGCUGGGUAUUGAUGAACCUGUCAGGCAUCUUGGCAUGGGGACUGAGGAAGAUGAUGUACAGCCUCCACGCCAAGGUCACUGGUAUAUUUGA
Cryphonectria parasitica EP155 is the source of this 3039-nucleotide messenger RNA. RefSeq lists its product as uncharacterized. The coding region runs from base 1 to 3039 and encodes 1012 amino acids. The transcript has 3 exons. The record is from RefSeq and is a predicted model, not a curated record. Lineage: Eukaryota; Fungi; Ascomycota; Sordariomycetes; Diaporthales; Cryphonectriaceae.